ACAACGGGAUCGAUAAUAUCCAUGUAGUCUGAAGAAAGUGAUUAUUUCUAUACCUCUUAAAGUGAUAAAAAACCAUUGCCUACGCGUUCUUUCUGUCUCUGGUCUGGUCAUCUAUUUCUAGAUCUUCUCUUAACUGGUCGAAUCUUCCAGUUGCUUUGCUUGAAAACAUGGGUGUCGGUAUGAAAACAAUGGCCAAUACAGUUGCAGUAUUUGGGAUGAAAUCCUUCGUGUAUGGGAUAGUAGCUGAAAACAAAAAGCCACUAUCUGGACAACCACAAAUUUCGAGAGGAGCUGAUCAUAUUAUUUGCAAGUAUCCAUCUGACCCAACUGUCGUUCUAGGCUUCUUAUCUAUUGCAUCACUUGCUGUAUCAGUUUUGGUUGGAUGUUACUCCGUUUUUUAUCCUUACAAAGGAAAGUCUGUUCCUCGUUAUGUUUUCUUCCGAAGCAUGUCAUUCUUCGUGUUUUUCCUGAUCACUGUGGCACUGUCCUUUUUGGCUGCAGGGAUGUUGUCUUGGGUAACGAUCACCGAGCUCCUUCAUUUAACUAACAAUGUUCAUAAAGACAUGAACACAACAUGCCCUACCGCCAAGUCUGGACUCUUAGGUGGUGCUGCUUUGAUGGCCCUCAAUGCUUCUCUCUUCUGGUUGAUCUGCCUCAUGCUUGCUGAUGAUGUCAGAACAGACUACUUUGAGGAACAAGACGACAGCAGAGCUCAGGUUUUCUCAACAGACUACAACGCCAAGCAGCAGAGCAAGGUUUGAGAGUAGUUCAGAAAUGAAAAACAACUGGCCUGCUUUUUUUUAUUAUGCUUUCACGCCUCUUUCUAGUAAAAAUAUGAAAGAAUGUAUUGCAAACUCUUGGAUGACUUCUUUCUUGACAUAUCGAUUUACAGAUACCUCUCUAAAUUGAUGAAAUAA
Molecule: messenger RNA, 917 nt
Organism: Durio zibethinus
Lineage: Eukaryota; Viridiplantae; Streptophyta; Magnoliopsida; Malvales; Malvaceae
Source: RefSeq, a predicted model, not a curated record